AUGAAGCAAGUAUUCGGCGCCGGCCAACAAGGCUCUCUCGCUGUCCCCAUCACAGCUGGUGUAGCUGCCCUAGGAGCAGGAGUGUUCUACAUGGGUAGAUCCAAGCCCGAUACCACUCCUGAGCAAGACCGCAGAAACCGCGCCGAGGCCAAAAAGGCAGAAGGUCUUAGUGGUGCAGGCAUUGGAGGAAACGCCAUCACGGGUGGUCAUGAACUGAGCCACACCGAGAACUCUAGGAGCAAGGAAAAGACCACAGCGCCUCUCGAGAAGCUUCCCAGCGGCGGAGUAGGGGGUGGCGUUGGCGCCGGAGGUUCCAACGUCCGCACCUCGAUCGAGAUGACGGCCAAGGAGAGCAGUCCCUCCAAGUCAGGUACGCCUUCCUAG
Molecule: messenger RNA, 384 nt
Organism: Fusarium pseudograminearum CS3096
Lineage: Eukaryota; Fungi; Ascomycota; Sordariomycetes; Hypocreales; Nectriaceae
Exons: 1
Coding region: 1-384 (127 amino acids)
Source: RefSeq, a predicted model, not a curated record